AAAACCAAACACAAUUAUUUUUAAGCAGUGAAAGAAAAUACAGAAGAACAAGAUGUUAUGACAACAUAUUUACAAUCUGUGACAAUCAUGUAUGUGAGCUCUCUCUUGGAUAAAGAGAACAGCAUGUAUCCAGAAUCUGCAAGGUGCAGCAGCAACAACCUGCCAGUGCAAAACUUUGUGUCUACUCCACCCUAUUCAGAUUACAUGGGAUAUCAUCAUGUGCCAACUCUGGACACCCAUGGACAGCCUGCGGGAACCUGGGGAUCUCACUAUGGCCCACAGAGGGAGGACUGGAAUGCUUAUGGCCCAGGACCUUCCAGCACGGUUGCUGCUGCACAGAUCAAUGGCUCAUCUCCUGGGCAGGUCUCCUACAGUUCUGCUGAUUACAGCUCCCUCCAUCCUGCUGGAUCUGGGGGGUUACCUCCUGUAGAUACAAUUAAUACACAGCAAAUCUCUCCCAACAGCCAAAGGCACAGCUCUUACGAAUGGAUGAGGAAAACGGUGCAAGCUAACACUACUGGUAAAACAAGAACAAAAGAAAAGUACCGAGUUGUUUACACAGAUCAUCAGAGACUAGAAUUAGAGAAGGAAUUUCACUGCAACAGAUAUAUUACAAUAAGGAGAAAGUCAGAACUUGCAGCAAACCUGGGACUAUCUGAAAGACAGGUACACAGAGACUAUCCAUCAUUCAUACGCACCCAUUCACAAGUCACUGUUACUGCCAGAGGACAUGAGCAGCAUUCACGUUCUGUGAAAAUCUGGUUCCAGAAUCGCCGAGCAAAAGAACGAAAAAUGAUCAAGAAGAAAAUAUCUCAGUUUGAUGGCAGUGGGGGCUCAGUUCAGAGUGACUCUGGUUCACUCAGUCCGAACGAAAUAUCUAAUUCUCUGUUCCCACCAUCACAUGGAAUAAAUGGAUUACAGUCUAAUGACAUUCAUCAAGUCAUAGUUUCAGAAUGAACAGAGGCAAAAAAAAAAAGGAAAAAAGGA
Messenger RNA from Haliaeetus leucocephalus (bald eagle), 987 nucleotides. Its product is annotated as homeobox protein CDX-4-like. Gene Ontology annotation, biological process: animal organ morphogenesis; regulation of transcription by RNA polymerase II; anterior/posterior axis specification. Gene Ontology annotation, molecular function: RNA polymerase II transcription regulatory region sequence-specific DNA binding; DNA-binding transcription factor activity, RNA polymerase II-specific. The transcript is spliced from 3 exons. NCBI's taxonomy places the organism in Eukaryota, Metazoa, Chordata, Aves, Accipitriformes, Accipitridae. Bases 58 to 957 code for a protein of 299 amino acids. The record is from RefSeq and is a predicted model, not a curated record. Gene Ontology annotation, cellular component: nucleus.